This is a messenger RNA of Pecten maximus, 2172 nucleotides long. Its product is annotated as receptor-type tyrosine-protein phosphatase T-like. The record is from RefSeq and is a predicted model, not a curated record. The transcript has 18 exons. NCBI's taxonomy places the organism in Eukaryota, Metazoa, Mollusca, Bivalvia, Pectinida, Pectinidae. Gene Ontology annotation, molecular function: protein tyrosine phosphatase activity. The coding region runs from base 1 to 2172 and encodes 723 amino acids. Gene Ontology annotation, biological process: protein dephosphorylation.
AUGACGACGAGAAUGAUUUUCUUAAGAAGAGAUGUGAUCCUGAUCAUUCUCAUGGUAUUAAAUACUGUCGUAUCUGAAAGUAAUGUCGCCGUAUCAAAGUCAGCUAACCAGAGUAGCGAUUACAACAAUAAGUGGAUAGCUGGUAAGGCUGUGGAUAACUGUUUGAACACAGACGUAAGAUAUGGCUGCUGUAUACAUACCAAAGACAUAGGUCACGACACGGUCUGGUGGCGUGUUGAUCUGGGAGAGCUGGUGACCGUUAAUAGGAUCAAAAUAUAUUACAGAGGUGGAUAUCAGCGGAGAUUUGCCGGAUACCAGCUCUUUGUAUCCAAUACCACCAACACGACAACAGAUGGCGUCCUCUGUUACGAGGACGAGAGUAGCAAAGAAGCAGAUGUACAGCUGAAGGUAACACACCAGUGCCCGUAUGUAGGUCAGUAUGUGACUGUGUACAACUCUAGAGGCAACCCAAAACGACCCGAUUGGUAUAGUAAUAACGCUAUUCUGGAGUUAUGUGAGGUACAAGUGUUUGAUUGUAUUCCUCAGAAAUACGGCACUACAUGUGAUCAGGACUGUUCUAGAAAUUGCCUUGGCAGUAUGUGUGAGCAAGUAAAUGGAAACUGUUCAGAUUGCAUUCCUCAGAAGUAUGGCGUUAAAUGUGAGCAUAACUGUUCUACUAAUUGCCAGGGUAGUCUGUGUGAGAAAGACAGCGGGAAUUGUCACGAAUGUACGCCGGGUUUAUACGGAAUGGACUGCACCAAGACAUGCGGCCUUUGUACUAGCUGUAUAAAGGACACUGGUGUCUGUGUGACCGAAUGUGAUCCAGGUUACCAAGGGGAUUUCUGUAAUACAACACGAUCCCAAAUUUUUGAAAACACUCCAGUUGACGCAGGGCCAAUUGUAGGAGCUGUUGUAGGGAUGAUUUUUGUCGCUGUCAUCGCUAUUGUUAUUGUCAUCCUCAUCAGAAGACGUAGAAUAAAUGCCAGUAAACAGGAAUCCUUUACUGAUAUUGGUCGUUCCAAUGUACACGUGAACAUGUACAGCGAACCACUAGAAACAGAAAAUCAGCCUGGCAAAUCUGAUGCGGCGGAGAAAAACACUCUCAGUAAUACAGCAGGUCAAGAUGGGACACCCGUGGACUCUGCCCAUGUAUAUGUAAACGCUCAGCAGGUAGCCGGAAAGUCCGGAUCUCCUAAUAGCGUCUACUAUAAUUCCGGUCCUGUUGGAUUUCCCGUCUCCAGUCUCAAAUCUCUUGUUCAAACAAAACUGCAAAACAAGGCAAAGGCUUUCGAAAACGAAUAUAAGUCUAUACCGUCAGGAGAUUUACACGAACAUAAAGUUGGAAUGUUAGAACAAAACAAGCCAAAGAACAGAUUUAAAACCACGUUUCCCUAUGAUCAUUCACGUGUGAUUCUUGAUAAAGUUGGGAAAGAUCCACACUCCGAUUACAUCAACGCCAACUACAUCGACAGUGUUACAAAACCUGCGGAGUACGUUGCAACACAAGGACCAAGGCCUGGCACUGUUAACGAUUUCUGGCGGAUGAUUUGGCAACUGACGACCGGCAAAAUUGUUAUGUUGACAAAUCUGAUUGAAGGCGGAAGAGCAAAGUGCGACAAAUAUUGGCCGGAUGAAGGAGAACCUUUGAUUACGCCACACUUCAGCAUCAUCCUGGAUAGGGAAAGGUCGUAUGCCUUCUACGUCAUCCGGGACCUUACAGUUACAGAAAAGAAGACGAAGUCAGUACGUCAGAUACAUCAGUUCCACUAUACCACGUGGCCCGACCACGGGACUCCAGACCCAAACGAACUCGUUGUCUUCCACCGCCGUGUGAUGAACUACAGUACUGUCCUCACAGGGAAAAUGGUUGUUCAUUGCAGUGCUGGUAUAGGCAGAACGGGGACAUUCCUUGCCUUGGACGCUCUCUUGGAAUAUGGGAAGGAGUGUGGUAGCAUUGACGUAAUGCAAUACAUAAAAACCAUGCGGAAGGAUAGGAUCAAUAUGGUUCAAACUGUUGAACAAUACAUAGCUAUACACCAGCUCCUUAUCGAAGCCUUCGAUAUGCCAGACACCCUGAUUCCAAGAAUGAAGUACCACAAGACACUUACUGCUCUCUGUAAUGGCGGCCCCACGAACCAAACAAAGCUCAGGAAGGAAUACCAGAUAAUUUGA